Molecule: messenger RNA, 2066 nt
Organism: Pelobates fuscus (common spadefoot toad)
Lineage: Eukaryota; Metazoa; Chordata; Amphibia; Anura; Pelobatidae
Product: beta-1,4-galactosyltransferase 4-like
Exons: 7
Coding region: 301-1350 (349 amino acids)
Biological process (GO): carbohydrate metabolic process
Cellular component (GO): Golgi apparatus
Molecular function (GO): galactosyltransferase activity
Source: RefSeq, a predicted model, not a curated record
GAAAUCAGAUGAUGGAAAGUAGCUGGUUGCUACCAGGAAGGAAAAGCAUGAAAGAGCAGAGAUCUUUUAAAUCCUAAACGAGAAACCCAGACAUAAUGAAAGGCAGCAGGUCCGCUUUCCACGACGUGCUAUGCGUGACACUCCGGGCCUGAUGGAUCGCCCUUGGAGGGGAGUUUUAGUUGUGUGGACGCUGUGAUGCUUUGAAAUACACGUUGCUGUUGUACUAUUCUCUCCCGUUCCUGCAGCGUUACACUGCAGCAAUUUCCCGAGUCACCUGAACUGUAAACUACGGGUCUAGCAAUGGGACUCAACAAUACCCUUGGAUUCCUGGUCUGCAGGUUACGAAUUUUACUCUUAAUGAUAUUGAUCAUAAUUAUUGUAGCGUGGACCACCAUGUAUCUCUUCGAAAGCACUCGUUACACCUCCAGGCACAAAAUCAAAGCAGGCACUUUUUGGAGGGUGGCAGUUCAUGAGGAGAAAAAGGAGGACAAGUCUAAAACUGCUAUGGAAGACACAACAAAGGGGUUGGAUGUAAAAACCUGUCCCCAGCUAUCCACUAAUCUGAAAGGCAUUUUAGAACUUUCCUUCAACCCGUCUCUAACUAUAGAGGAAGUCCAGUCUAAGAACCCUUUAGUGGAGAAUGGUGUUUACCAGCCAGAGAGCUGCCGGGCGCAGCAAAGAGUGGCCAUACUCAUUCCACACAGAAACCGAGAGAAGCACCUUCUCUACCUGCUUGAUAAUCUGCACCCAUUCCUACAGAGGCAGCAGCUGGAGUAUGGAAUAUACGUAAUUCAUCAGGCCGGGAACAUGAAAUUCAAUCGAGCCAAGUUGCUUAAUAUAGGCUACUUAGAGGCAUUAAAGGAGAAGAAAUGGGACUGCUUUAUAUUCCAUGAUGUCGAUCUUGUGCCGGAGAACGAUUUCAACCUUUACCUCUGUGACAGUGAACCCAAACACCUGGUUGUUGGCAGGAACGCCACCGGAUACAGGCUUCGGUACAAGGGCUAUUUUGGCGGUGUGAGUGCGAUGACCCGAGAUCAGUUCGCCAAGGUCAAUGGAUACUCCAACAAUUACUGGGGCUGGGGAGGAGAGGAUGAUGAUCUGCGACAAAGAGUUGUAUUACAAAACAUGAAGGUGGUUCGACCUUUUCAAGAUAUUGGCAGAUACACCAUGAUCUUCCACAAACGAGACAACGGCAACGAGGUCAACCAUAAGAGAAUGCAGCUGCUGGACAAAGUUUCCAAAGUCUGGAUGGCAGAUGGGCUGAAUUCCUGCUCCUACAAGCUACUGUCUACAGAACACAACCCUCUGUACAUUAAUUUCACUGUGGACAUCGGAGGACCAGAUGCCUAACUUUAACUUCCGGCACAGAAUUGACCAAAGGAUACGGUUUCUCAAACUCUGCUGCUGAAGAAAUUGUAUUCCACAAAAGUUUUAGAUUUUAACAUUUUCAGUGAUAAAAAAUAGGUCACCAUAAAUCGGCUCUCAGAAUGGCCCUUCUUUCAACCUUUCUCCUUCCCGUCCUCAUCUUGGAUUUUCCUUUGUGACCAAACUGGUGUUCUGGGCAUUUUUGGAAAAAUUUAGUAUUUUUUUUUUUGGUACUAAAAACAAUCUUUCCUUCAAGUAUGCAGCUUUUCACUUUGUAUAAUUUAAUUGACGUAAAAUACUUCUUAUUUUCACCAGCGUUAUUUCAUGGAUUGAAAAGCUUCAGACCUUCUGGGAGGAUGCUCGUUCUUUUAAAGCCAUUUUAUUUUUCACACGUGCUGUUUGUACGCAGAGCGCAUGUUUGAGGAACUGGCGGCUUGAGCUGAUGGGACAUUAAUCUCAAAGCCAGCUGCAGAUACAUUGCAAGAGACAAGGUAGUAAAAUAAAUCUAGUUUACAUAAAAAUAUAUAGAGAUUGUUAAAGUAACGUUACCGUUUCUCUCUAAGUAGGUCCUCUACAGGUGGAGGAAGCCAAUGACGUAACUUCUGCAACUUAUUGUAGCCACUUGACUAUUUAAAGGGAAACUGACAACAUAUUUUUAUAUUUAUUUUUUGUUUACAUUAAAGCAGUGUUUUAUAUCCAUA